CACCCUUCUUCCCCAUUCUUCUCAAGCUCCCUUUUUUCUUCUUCGUCCUGAUUUUUCUUUGCAGCAGAUGAACAAUCUUAGACUACCAUAAUCUUGGAUGUAGAAUUUUUAUUGGGUAAUGAUGAUGUAGCAAAAAAAAAAGUGAGACAAAUUGGUUGCUUAUUUACUUCUUGAAUUCGGUUUUGAGUUCUUUCUUUAUUUUUAUUUUUAUUUUUUUGAGUUUUUGCUUGUUGGGUUUUGGUUGAUGGGUAAGAAGAGGGAAGUAGUAUUGAAAAAGGAGAACAAACAUGGGGAAGUUGGAAGGGAAGGGUGGUUGUACAGUUGUAUACUACAACCUUGUACAAGUUUCUCUAGUUUUGGCCAAGGCAGCUCUUCUUCCUACAAGUGAAAUUGCAUCAUUCACUCUUUUCAGCUCUUAAAGUUUCCAUUCAAACACACAAAGCAAAAAACUUUUAAGAGGAAGAAGAAGAAGAUCCUGUUUUUAAGAGUUGUUUUCAGUUCUACAGACAUGAAGAGACUUGGCAGCUCUGAUUCGUUGGGAGCUUUAAUGUCCAUGUGCCCAACCUCAGAUGAAAGCAGUCCGAGAACCAACCAUGUCUACGGUAGGGAGUUUCGAUCCAUGUUGGAUGGAUUGGACGAAGAUGGCUGUGUGGAAGAAUCCGGCCAUGUCGCCGAGAAGAAACGCCGGUUAAGCGUAGAUCAAGUCAAGGCCCUGGAGAAGAACUUUGAGAUCGAAAACAAACUUGAACCAGAGAGGAAAGUGAAACUAGCUCAAGAACUUGGCCUCCAACCUAGACAGGUUGCCGUUUGGUUCCAGAACCGCCGCGCCCGGUGGAAGACCAAGCAAUUGGAGCGAGAUUACGGCGGUCUCAAAUCCAGUUAUGAAGCUCUUAAGCUUGAUUUUGAAAACCUCCAACAUGACAAUGAAGCUCUUCGAAAAGAGAUAAGGGAGCUGGAAGGUAAGCUCAAUGGAGAAAACACAGAGAGCAAUGUCUCUGUGAAGGAAGAGGUUGUUCUGCCGGAAACAGAUACAAAAAUUUUAGAACAAAGUGAACCGCCGCUGGCUGCUACCUCAUCAGAGCCUCAAGAACUGAAUUACGAGAGCUUGGGCACCUCUCUUCUCCCCGACCUGAAAGAUGGGUCAUCAGACAGUGACUCAAGCGCCAUCCUGAACGAAGACAACAGCCCCAACCCUGCAAUUUCCUCAUCUGGGGUUAUUAUACAGAGCCAGUUCUUGAUGUCCCCGGCAGUCACCUCCUCACCAUCAUCCUCAAUGAAUUGCUUCCAAUUCUCAAAAACAUACCAGCCACAACAUUAUGUGAAGAUGGAGGAGCACAAUUUCUUCAGUGCGGAUGAGACAUGCAAUAUUUUCUCUGACGAGCAACCUCCUUCCCUCCAUUGGUAUUGCCCUGAACAAUGGAAUUAAGUAGAAGAUGUAAUAUCUCCGAAGAAUCCAAGAAAUAAAAGAGAGACGAGAUAAGUAGAGAGCUAGCUCCAACAAUUUUAUAAGCAAGGAUCAAUCUACACUGUGCAAAGUGAAGAUGGAGAUUGAUCAAGAGGUAGGAGUGAGAGUUGGAGAGACGGACGGAGAGGGAGAGGAGAUGGGUUCACGUGGGCGUAGGGGAAAGGUGACGCAAAAUGGGGAUUUUGGGUAAGGCUUGCGGGAAUGCUUACCUUAUGUUGUUACUCGUAACUGGAAGUAAUCUGCUCCUGUAAAUGGAAAAAUCUCUGCAAUCCAUCGUGGGAAAAUUCCUGCAAUGGAGAUAAUAAUCACCAUCAUCAUGUUUAAUUUCCUAGUAGCAUUUUAAUAUUUCUCUCCUUUAAAAAAAAAAAUAAAAAUUAACUACACUC
Molecule: messenger RNA, 1851 nt
Organism: Rubroshorea leprosula
Lineage: Eukaryota; Viridiplantae; Streptophyta; Magnoliopsida; Malvales; Dipterocarpaceae
Source: the annotation of a GenBank genome assembly